Rhodamnia argentea is the source of this 651-nucleotide messenger RNA. RefSeq lists its product as uncharacterized. The record is from RefSeq and is a predicted model, not a curated record. The coding region runs from base 1 to 651 and encodes 216 amino acids. The transcript has a single exon. NCBI's taxonomy places the organism in Eukaryota, Viridiplantae, Streptophyta, Magnoliopsida, Myrtales, Myrtaceae.
AUGGCCGAGCAGCACGGCGAUCGAUCUCAUCCCUCUAGGAUCGAUGAAGAAAGGGCCGCCAUGCCGGGCUUAUCGCCGAAGUCCCUCCCGAGGCGGCGGAGAAUCAAGUGGCUUGGUAUCUCCAUCGCAUGCGUCUUGUUCGUGGUAGUCGUGAUUGGCGUGCUCGCCCUCACCGUCUUCCGAUUCCGGGACCCCGAACUCGAGCUGGAAUCGAUAGCCAUAACCAACGUAAGCCUCUUCUCUCAAGCGCCGAUAACCUCGUCCUCGUCCUCGGCUUCCGUGAACCUGACCCUCAGGGAAGAGAUCAGGGUGAGAAACCAGAACUGGGGCUCCUUCAAGAUCGACGACAGCGUCACUGUCUUGACGUUUCGAGGAGCUCGAAUCUACAAGGGGGAGAUAGCGAACCCCGAUACUAGAGUGAAGAAGCGGAGCUCGAGAAGGGAAGCGGUGGCGAUUGAAGCGGAGCUGAUCAACGGCACGAGCUACGGUACUAAUAACAGCUCGGAGGUUCUGGAGAUAGGGACCUACGCUUACGUGUCCGGGAAGGUGAACUUGCUGAGCGGGAUCAAGAGACGGAGGUCCGGGAGCCUGAACUGCACGGUGAGCCUCAGCUUAGCGACGCAGGCGGUUCAGAACUUCAGCUGUCGCUAG